UGUGCGGCGGGCGCAUCUCCUCUCUCUCCUCUCGCCGCGACGCCGCCGUGGUCGCGAUUCCGCGCCCUGUCCGACGCGCCGGCCUCAAGAAUCAGCGCCGCAUCUCCCGUUCUGGAGAACCGCGCUGCCACCGACGCCUAUUCCCGGCCUUCAGCCGGCGUCUCCACGCCGGCGCGUUGGUGACGCCGGUCUUCUGAAGAAGACGGCGUGUUCUAGCCUUGGGCGUCAGCCGGAGUCGAGGAAGACGCGAUGAAUUCGACGUGGGUUAUUGCAUGAAGUCGAUCUGGGGUGCCACAACGACGAACCGGCUUGUGGUGUGCAGAUCCGGCGAGAGCGCGCAGCCAAAGCCCGGGUUCCCGGCCACCGCGCGGUCGUUGCCACUGGCCCCGUCGUCGUCGUAUGGCUAUACCGAUCAAGGGAAGGAUGGCGAUGAGGUCUUAACUCAGCAUUGAUAUUGGCAUCUGUGAAUGUUUAUAACUCCAUACUAGAAGACUGUCUUGGUUGCAAUGGAGAAAAUUCUUCGUUAGAUUUUACUUGAUAGUGUUUGAGUGUUCUUUGAGUGCCAAAACAUGGAGCACCUCCCUGUUGAAGUCAUUGGCAACAUUCUUUCCCAUCUUGGUGUUGCACGUGAUGUCAUGGUUGCCUCUGCGGUAUGCCGGAAGUGGCGGGACGCCUGCAGGAGGCACCUUCGCUUGCUGUCUUUCAACUCUGAUGACUUUCCGCGGGACAUGACUACACGUCAGUUGGAGAUUGUCAUUACACAGACUAUAUUUCAGACGAUUGGGCUGCAAUGCCUCUCAAUUCAUAUCGAUAACACCCAUGAGUUCUCUGCAGCACCAGUGAUUGCGUGGCUCAUGUAUACCAGGGAGACUCUGCGGAGCUUGUCUUACAAUGUCAGGACAACACCUCAUGUAAACAUUCUGGAAAAGUGUGGCAGGCAGAAGCUAGAAGUGCUAGAUUUGGACCAUAACACAAUCACAGGUGUCGAACCAAGCUAUCAGAGGUUCACUUGUCUGAAAUCCCUUUCCCUGAGGCAUGUCAGCAUUUCAGCAUUGGAUCUAAGCCUUCUAGUUGCUGCUUGCCCAAAGAUAGAGGUAUUAGCACUUGAUGUCCUUGAGGUUGUCACUUCAGAUCCACAAUCUACAAUGGAGCUCACAAGCCAUACAUUGAGGAGUCUCUUCGCGAAAUCAGUUGGUGUAGAUAAGAUCAUACUUGAUGCAGAUAAUUUGGAGGUUCUACACUUGAAUGCAUUGAAUCUUGAUCUGUUUGAGCUUAUCGGGAAAGGAACACUAAAGCAUCUUAAGAUUGAUGAUGUCAGUGUUACACAUUUGGAUAUUGGGGACAGUACUGAGCAUCUGGAGGUGGUAGAUGUGAGCAACUUCACCAUAGUCUGGCCAAAGUUCUAUAAUAUGAUAUCCAGAGCAUCCAGCUUGCGUAUGCUACGAUUUUGGGGUGUUGUGUUUGAUGACGAGGAUGAGAUUGUGGAUUCAGAAACUAUAGCUGUUUCAUUUCCUCUUCUUAGGCAUCUUUCAUUGAGCUAUGAAUUAAGAGAUGGGUUGCUUCACUACAGCCUGCAGGGUUCAUCACCACUGGAGAAUGUCUCAGUUCUGGAACUUGGUUGGACAGUAAUAAGUGAGCACUUUGGACCCUGGGUGUUUGGUAUGAUUGAAAGGUGUCCAAAUCUCAAGAAACUUGUUAUUCAUGGUGUUCUUUCUGAGGCAAAAACACGUGAAGAGCGCCAGAUGUUAGCAAGCUUCACCUCAUUUAUAGUCUGUCUAAUGAGGAAGUAUGUGCAUGUCGAUGUACAAUUUGAGUACGAAUGACAUCUAGUAGAUUCAUUGGGCUGUCCUAGUUCAGCUGAAGCCGUGCCAUCAGAUUUGCUUCUGAUUCUAAAUCAUGAGGACUGUCUGGUGUAAAUUCAUCCCAGGUGCAUGCCCGCUCCAGAGUUCAAGAAAGUUUGUGUCAACCUCUUCAUAGAUGCCUGCAUUUGCCCAUAUGAAUUAAAUCCCCCCGUUCUAUUCUUCGGACUGGAAUGAAAUGUUUAUGUUGAGAUUUGGUGGCCUUUGUUACAUAAUAGCAAGACCUUUAAUCUUUUCAUGAGCCUAAUCUUGAAUCAAAUUCUUUCAAUAUACUGUAAAAUAUUGGUAAAUUGUAAAUUGGUAACUUCAGAUUGCAGUAAAGUGUAUGAUCGAUUCUCUUGAGAAAUUCGUCA
Setaria italica (foxtail millet) is the source of this 2212-nucleotide messenger RNA. RefSeq names its product F-box/LRR-repeat protein At1g67190. Bases 570 to 1823 code for a protein of 417 amino acids. The transcript has 3 exons. Lineage: Eukaryota; Viridiplantae; Streptophyta; Magnoliopsida; Poales; Poaceae. The record is from RefSeq and is a predicted model, not a curated record. Gene Ontology annotation, molecular function: protein binding.